AUGAGCGAGCCCAUUGUGGGUCAGGCUAUGAUAAUCGACGACCAUCGUACAGAGAGCACUCGGACCUCACUAGGAGAUCCGACUCCUCCUUACGCAGUAGCAGCUGGAACUUCCGAAGUGAUCGAGGAGAGUACUAAUCCUAUAACGCCGCUUCAGACGAGCCAGGUCAUGUCAAUCUCACAGACACGCAGCAAUGAGACAGGAUCAGAUUUGCGAGGAACGGCUUCUCAUACAGUACAACAGUCCACAAGUCCGCCACUGGGUUCCACUAUCCCGCUCUACACCACCAAGCAGAAGCACCCUGAACUAAGAGGCUCAGGCAGUGAUAUGGAGAAAGACAAGAUAUCUCUUCCAAUACCCGAUAGCAUCAAAAGGGACUCAGAAACAUCUCAAGCCAUUUCACAAUAUCACAUGGUCUCAACGCUUACUUCAGCGUUGCUUCAAAAUCCAACUACUGGCGGCGCUGGCACGGCCGACUCGUCCAUUCCAGGGACAUCCAGGUCAGGGGUCAUGUUUGAUGGCACCAACAUGUCGACUACGAUGUCUAGACAAGGCGUUGAAGUGAUACUUAUUAGUGUAAUAGGCGGAAUUCUCGCCUUUGCCAUUCUGAUGCUUGUGCACCGUUGGGCUUUAUCAAGGUUCUGGAAGUCUUCCAAUGGGACUGCGCCGGGAAAUACGUCUUUCUUAGUCGCUAAGGUUCACCCAACUAUCGAGGUGUCACGAUUCUCAAUCGAGUCGUCGACAAAAAUUUGA
Penicillium malachiteum is the source of this 753-nucleotide messenger RNA. RefSeq lists its product as uncharacterized. Bases 1 to 753 code for a protein of 250 amino acids. The record is from RefSeq and is a predicted model, not a curated record. Lineage: Eukaryota; Fungi; Ascomycota; Eurotiomycetes; Eurotiales; Aspergillaceae. The transcript has a single exon.